UUUAGCAGUCCACUCUAAAUGCAUUUUCCUUUCCCACCCACCUCUAUUCUAUCAGCGAACAACAAGAGUGAAGUGAAGAAGAUCAGAAUACUAUAGAAUAGAAAAAAAUAGAGUUGUAAGAAAUUAGGGUUUGAGUAGAGAAAUGUUUGGAACAGCGAUUAGAAAUGUAGCUAAGAAACUGAAACCUAAGAUGGGAGCUGUUACGCUGAAAACACCGCCGGAACAAAGACAAACAAUAACAAGGACUCUCUUUGAUAUUGUUAAGGAACAUGGUCCAAUUACUGUUUCUAAUACCUGGGAACGUGUUAAGGAAGUUGGAUUGAAAGAUUUGACAAGCAAGAAUCACAUGAAAGUAGUUUUGAGAUGGAUGAGGGAGAGACAGAAGCUUCGUCUUGUUUGCAACCAUGUAGGAGCUCAUAAACAAUUCCUCUAUACCACUUGGUUUACCAAACCAGGUACUACUGCUCAAGCUACAGCUACAACGACAACAACAAUGGGAAACAUUCCUCCAAAGAAAAAGCCAGUACGAUCUUGAAAAUUUUAUCACCAUUAGCCAAGACUCGAGAGGAUGGGAAGAAUAAUGGAAGACUAUAGUAUAAUUUUAGUGUCACUAAUGAGGAAUUUGAAUAUUGGUUCAUAUGGUUGGUUCAGUUAAAUUUGAUCUUCCUGAUUGUGUUGCAUCUGUUCCUAUGUUCUUCAUUAAUGCAAAACUAGUUGAUUACUACUAUAGCACUAUGUAUUGGUGCUUUGGCCAAUUGUUUUUUCUUAUUGUUAGCAUUAGGUAUUGGCUUAUUCUCUCUGCCUAGUUAUUUGAAAAGUAGGAAUGGCAUGUUUGGAAGCUUCAGUUUUAAA
This is a messenger RNA of Trifolium pratense (red clover), 852 nucleotides long. RefSeq lists its product as uncharacterized. The transcript is spliced from 3 exons. Bases 143 to 535 code for a protein of 130 amino acids. The record is from RefSeq and is a predicted model, not a curated record. Lineage: Eukaryota; Viridiplantae; Streptophyta; Magnoliopsida; Fabales; Fabaceae.